AAAAAUGGUCCGAACAUGUCAGACUUCAGUGACAAGGAAACAUCUUUGUCUUCAGUGGCAAAGACGCGCUCAUGUCGCCGCAAUGUGGAGAUCAUGUUGGUUGUCCACUCUCGUUGGAAGAGGUGAGAGCUUUGCCAAAAGUGGAGCUGCAUGCACAUCUUAGUGGUUCAAUCACUCAGGAGAAAUUGAUCGAGCUUUUGGAGAGAAGAGGCCAAGGUGGUAGUUUUCAGCCCUUCAACUUCCACGGAGACCUGUCAAACGCCUUGCAGAAAUGCUUUGGCUACUUUGCGAAGGUGGCCAGUGUGGUGGUGGAUUUGGAAACCCUGAAGGAGUGCACCUUGCAUGUCUUGGACUCUUUCGCAGCAGAGAAUUGCAUCUACCUCGAACUCCGAACGUCUCCCAAGCAGUUCAAGGCAUGGAAGCAUGACACGCCCUACACCAGGGCCAGGAUAGCUUUCUGUCAAAACACACUCUCACGUGCUGGACACUGUUUUGCGCAUCACAAAGGCAGUGGCGAGAUGUUAGUGGGAUGGAGUCUGAGUGCGGAUCAUGGGCAGAGGAGGGUUGCAUCAGAGAGCGAUUCGUUCUGUGCGGUGUUUGAAAGGUGGUGAAUGGAGAAGAGCUCCCCGGCUUGAAGUUUUUAAAGAAACAUCGGGUGAAGCGUUUGUGCUUUAGUCAAAGUGAUGCAGUUUGCUCAGUCACAAUCUGGAAGAGAUCUCAUGAAUGAAGCAUCUCAUGCUCCUGUUUCCCUGAUCAUCUUCGAGCACAUAAAGCCCCAGGCACCUCACCACGAAGCUCCAGU
This is a messenger RNA of Durusdinium trenchii, 802 nucleotides long. NCBI's taxonomy places the organism in Eukaryota, Dinophyceae, Suessiales, Symbiodiniaceae. The record is from the annotation of a GenBank genome assembly.